UCUAGUCUAUAGUGAUCUGUGUUUUUGUUCAAAAUGGUGGACUGCAGAACUGUAAACAUUUUCGUUGUGUUUUUUUACUAAUAACGAAAUAGUGACUGCUCAGACUAUUCUACGUAUUAAGUUAAAGUUUAGCCUUAAAAUCCAGUAAAAAUGUUUUCUCUCCUUUAGUAAGCUCAAAGCUGUCUUUAGUCGGUAGAUAACAGGACAUUAUGGAGUUGCGAUUGAUUAUUUUUCUUGUUAUUUUACAUUAUGUUUCUGGACAUUAUCAGUUAUGUGAAAAUAAUACUAAAGUAACACGCAGCUGCACGACUCAGAUACUUGGAGUGGGUCACUCAGAUGUCAACUCAUGUAAAGUGGAAUACAUUCCACCGAACAGUGCAGAUUGUACGGACAACUUUGGCCCCAUGUCGUCCAACUCUCACAUUGGAGGAGUGAAACUCAAGCCUUAUAUACUGCCAUACACAGCCGUACAUGACAACCGGACCAUUUAUUCUGUCAAUUAUACAGUAUUGAACAUCACAUUUAGCAAUAUAAAGUGGAAAACAAUGAAAUUCCGUUUUCAAAACCACAAGAAUGUUGAAAGCCACUGCAGAAACAUAGUGAUAUCAAAUGAGGUGACAAUCAACGACCAAUCAGUUCUGUACUAUGAUUGCUACUGGUCUUUGAUGGACGGCAAUUAUAAUGGACACAGCCAUAUAUUGGACUUCGAGGCAACAGACGAUUCAGUUGUCAACAGGGGACAGUAUUAUUUCAACAUACCGUCUGCACAGAUGUUGAGUUCAACAACAACUGAAAGUGAUUGGAAACCAUUUAUAUAUAUAGAAAACUUGACAAGUUCAAUGAAAUUACACAUAAUGCCACCGCCUGCACAACUCAAAAUCAUGGCAUACCAAAUAAACAUCAUGAAAGAGUGUGACAAAGGUACCCAGUGCAACGAAACUGUCAAAAACACGACUGUCAAAUUGAUGAACAACAGUCAAGAAGUGACAUAUGAUUACAGUUGGCCAAUCAAAGCUGGGUCAUACUACUUUGUUGUCAAACCAAUACAUGACAAGUGUAAGAGUGGCCAAGUCGAAUGUCAGUUUGUGAAAAGCCCCAAAAUUGUCAUCAGUGUGCAAGCCCACCAGACGCUAAACAUAUGCAUUGCCAGCAUCACUGCAUUGGUUGUAGCCACUCUGUUCGCCUACUACAUAGUGCUUCGGGUCAUACGACGGUACUGGUGCAAGGAAUAUGGACAAGAAAUCCCUCCACCGACCAAAGUGUUAGUAAUCUACUCACCAGCGAACCGCUUGCACGCAGAAUGUGUGGCCUCACUCGUCACGUAUUUACGAAGCGAGUAUGGCAUUGAUGUCAUGUAUGACGGGGACAUCUCCAGCACAAGCCAUGGUGACCCGUACUACUGGGCCGAGGAGGCCAUGAAAGUGGCCUCACACAUUGUCUACAUAGUGGGCCCAGCGGAGAAUACGAAUCUAUACAACAAUAUAUACGAUAAACCGAUCAAUGCACACACAAAUGUCGAUGUCCUCCUGCUAUCUUUACUAAAAGCAGUCCGAGCUACCCGAUGCCAGAAGGACAUCAUGAACGUUUUCUUUGAACACUCCAAUGGCCCUGUACCAGUUGAAACGAAGCACGACAAAGUGUUCUUCCUCCUCAAAGAUUGGCAAAAACUCAUUGCUUAUUUGUCAAAGAAUUUGCUGCCGAAGAAACAGAUCAUGCGAACGGAGAAGGGCAAAUGUUUCCUUGAAGACCUUUCCAGGGCGAAGAAACUGUUGAAUGGCAGGAGUGAUGAUGUCAUAGUGAGAUGCGAGAAGAACUUUGUUGAGAAGAAAGUGCUACUUUAAAUUGCUUGCCACAUAUUUGCGGAUUUUAAAUCUGUUUUAUAUAUUGAUAUUGUGUUGCAUUAUUCUACUUGAUACAGUGGUUUAAUAAUGGCGCAACUUACCCAUGCUAGCAUGGCGGUUUGCAGUAACUUAAUAUUGCAAAAAAGAUGAAAGAAAAUGGUAUUUUCUCCAAGAUCUGUUAUAAGCCAAAAGAACUGAAUAAGUCAAACAUGUUUAAUGCAAUAUAGAAGAUGCUCUUUGAGAAAGAGGAUUCUUCAGUAAAUUAAAUUCAGAAGUAUCAUGAAUGUCAUAAUCAUUGGUUGUCUAAAAUAGUUUGGGUGUAAUAUAAAAUAAUAUUGUGAUUGGGAUGUGGAUAGUCACUAUAGGCUGUGCAAUUAAGAGAUCGAACGUCUUUGCAAUUAAAUCUUGAUGAAGUUAUAACCUUGUGUAUUUCAAAUUAUAGACCCGUGUUUUGUGUAUAAACUAUUGGGAUGUUAUAAGAGUAGUGAAAAGCAACUGGAUUGCGAUACAACUUGACUGUUUAUGAUCACCACAACAUGCAGUGAACAUUGACCUCUUACAAUAAAAGGAUGCACGAUCAUGUAGAAAAUUUAACUUAAAAACUUGCCAAUUUUGCUUUGACAGGCUUUUAGAAUCAUUGGUAAAGAAAAAUCCCAAAUUCAGAGCAAAUUCAACCUUAAGAAUUGAGUUUAAGGUUGAAUUUGCAAAUGCGACUACUUGAAUUGAGAGCCAAGAAGUUGUGUUUGGCACUCAUUGAGUGGGGAUGUUUUUUUGGUUGUUGAUUGUGCAUCCACUUUUUAAUAAAAGACCAAUGGCAGUGAGUUCUGGAUGUUGCUAGUUACUUACUGUGCAUUUAAGUGCAGUUGUGUGUUGUCAUUUAUGAAUUAUAAUUAAUAUGCACCUACUGUGUACGCUAUAUUGGUUAUAUUAUGGUCAAAGAGUCUGUGGUCCUUUUUGAACACAACUGGGAACCUGGCUGAGUAAUAAUAUAAAAUCCUCAAAUAACUUGAUUAUCUUAUCUAUCCAAGUAUGUAUCAGGCUUUGCAGGUAAGGAUUAUAAGUCAGUUAUUUGAAAGUGUUAUAGCAGGUGAAAGUACACUAUAGAAUUUUAUACUUGUAUAGUGUAUUUUCACAGAAUCUACCAAAACAGAGAAAACAGAACAGAGCAAAAAAAAAUAAUGAUGUCUAUGGGAUUUAGUUUUACUCUUGUUGCUAUAACAUACUCUUUGAUCAGUAAAAAUUUUGAGAUGUCAAAAAAAGUACUUGUCGUAGUACUAAAUAAUAUAAGAUGUUGUCUACUUUUAUCGAUAGAUUGAUAUUAAAGUAUUCUCUGUGACACUUUAAAACUCUUUUAAUGAGUGUUUAUAUUUUUCUAUAACGCAUAUUACACAGAAUGCUUCAAUAUUAUAUAAUAUAAAAUGCAUUAUUAUUGUAUGUGUAUCGAUAGUCUAUUUUUUUAAACAAUCAAAGUAGUUUGGUUUGUUCAACUUAAUCGUCGACACAAUAUUUGUAUGGUUAUAUAGAUUUGUAUAUUGUAAGUCAUAAAUUCAUGAUAUUAUUAUGUAAAUGGGCCUGUGUAGACAAGAUCGUGUUUUGCAAAGGAUGACAAGAUAAAUUUUUUUCUAUAUGUCAGAGAAAACUCUACCUUUCCAGAUUUUCCUAGACAUCGUUGUCAUUGAUCUAUCUCGUGGGCGUCACAGCGUUACGUGCAAGCACAAACAAGAUAAUGUACACACAGAUUUAUUGUAUUUUCACAAUAGGUUUAGAAUUUCAUGCACUUUUUAACUUCAAAAAGGAGGAGGUUCUCAAUUUGGUCGGUAUUUUUUUUUUUUAUGUAUGUACACCGUUUACUUAAAGACGCCUGGACCGAUUUCAAAAAUUCUUUUUUUGUUUGAAACGGUAUAGUCCCCAUUUGGUCCCAUUGCCAUCAUGUCAAGAACUGAUGAUGGAAUCCUGGAGAAAUUGAGAGGAACUUUCGAAAAUUAUAUGGGUGUCCAGUGUGUUCGUAAACUUUUCCAUUAGUACUUUAAGCACUACAAUUUCAUGAAGGUUUAAAAUCUAUCUGAUGAUGGAGCCAUAAAACAGACGAGGGAACUCCUGGGCGAUUUACAGCAGGUACCUUGUGUUUGGGCUUGAUUAAUUUGUAUUAAUGAGAAUUUUCCACAUAGAUAGGUUGUGACUGUCAUUUAGGGGUUUGGUGAUGAAGACCAAGGACAAUUAAGGGAACUCCUUAACAGUUUACAGUAACUACCUUGUGUUUGGCCUUGAUUAAUUCGUAUUGCUGAGAAAUUUCUACCUAAAUGAGUUGUGUCUGUUAUUAGGGGUCUGAUGAUGAAGACCAACAAGGUCAGUUAAGGGAACCCCUUUUGAUUAAUUUCACUCAGUUUAAUUGUGUAGGUUUUUUUUACACCAUUCAAUAACACAAAAAGGUAUUUUUACGGAGCUCUAACCGACGAACACGAUUACAACUAUUACAACAUUGGUUCUAUAGAAACAGUUUUUAUAAUUGCAUUAGAUCGUUGAUCAUAUACAAUGACAGAAAAGUAACGUCUAGCGAGGCAGGUCCUUAAGUAAUUAGUCUGAGGUGUGAGUAUCAAAUUCAUCUAUAUCUGUCUCGGUCUAGGGUAUUGAUUUAGAAAAAGAGAGAUAGACAAAUUUGAAACAUUGUGUAAGAACAUUAAAGUGUAACUACAGGUCACAGUACUAAGAACAAUAUAUAUUGUCGUCAUAGGCCCUAAUUGUUGUUGUAAUUCUACCCAGUUGAUAUAUUUACUAAGUAUUUCCAUACUAAUAUGCCAAGCCACUAAAUGUAUUAUCCAUAUGUGAUACAAUUUAUUAAUUGUAAUUAUUUAGUUAUGUUAUCUGUAGCACUCUGUGUUUGAUUAAUUGUUCAUGAAAAAAAGUUUUUUUUUUAAUUGUUUUAAUGAAAUACAGUGUGUUUAGAGUUUGUCAGCAAAAUUCGAAAAUUGCCUAUAGCUUUCAGUAUUUGUUUUUUAAUUUACUUUAUUUUUUUGUAUUUUUUGUUUUUUAGUUUUAUUUUGUAUAGAAAAUUGUAAAUUUGGUGCAGGCAGCUAAGUAGUUAGAUAUCCAUUUUACGUUGUAAAAAAGAUUAAAACAGUUUGUAGUUAUAGUACAAUAAAAUCAUGUUUUUUUUUAACAAAUUUUAGUUAUAUGAUAGUUAAGCUGAACUGAUUAGAUAGUAUUGUUAUGUUAGUCAUUAUUUACUUUUAUAUUUUAUUUAUACAACAGUGGUGUGGUAUAUUAAUAUGCUAUAAUAUAUGUACUACUUAUAGAAAGAGGCUUUAAGACAUAACUUGUGGACACCAAAGAUUAAUUCCACUAAGUUCGAAUCAAAAUUAAAUUAAUUAAUUUAUUUAACACACUAUAGGUGAUGAGUCUCAUCAACUAUUGAUGAUGUCAUUAUUAUAGUAUGAUAAUUAAAUAUUCAAUAUUAACACAUGCAAAUCAAUUCAUUUUAUAACAACUAAGGUGUGUUUUUAACUACAUGUGCAUAGUAAUUUAUAUUUAUAUGUAUAAUAAUCAUGUCAUUACUAAAAGAAACAUCCUGUAUGAAUGAAAAUGGGGAUAUUACAAUGAUGUUAAAAUAAAUAGAAAAAAAUGUAAGUAGAUAGGUUACAUAAACCACAUUCGAUGUUUAUAAAAAAAAUCAGCGGCGAAUGAGUUCAGGUUUGCUAAUUAGCAUAGUUUUAACGUGCCACUUGCGGUCCUAUCUACUACUCUUUUUUUCUUCUAACAUCAUUUGGAUAUAUUACUCUUAACAAUGGAAGUCAUAGACGUUGUAAGGGCACCCCCAGGGGAUCAUUCAGCCGCUGAGUGUCGGAUUUAACCUCUAUUUGUUUGACAGUUAGUGGGUGAAUUAUCCCCUAGGGGUGCCCCUACAACGUUUAUGAAUUCCACUGUUAAUGUGUCUCUGUGUAUGAUAGUCUGUGGUGUGUCUUGAGAUAUGUCUUAAAUAAUGUUUAUUCUGUUGUCUUAUAAUAAGGAAAGUUUUCGAGCAUAUCUAUGAGUCUGGUGCUUUUUAUGUCACUUUGAAGGUUUUUCCCUAUCCGCAUAUCUAUUAGUGAACAAUAAACAAUAGUCCAAAGAAUAGCCCACGUGAAUAGUCCAGUAGUUUAAACUCUUACUGAAAGCUGAAAACUUGCAGUCAAUUUAAAAAUGAAAUAUUGUAUUUGUAACGCUUUAUACGAAAAAAAAAUAAAAUGGCAAAAAACUUUAUUUCAAAACUGUGUAAUCCUAAUGUCCUAUGGCUUUCAUCUUUUUUUUUUAAUUUUAAAUAGAAUUUUUAAUAUUUAAUAAUGUAGAACAUAAUAGUUCGAUAAUUUAAUUACUUGUGCCUAUAAAAAGGGAUCAGUUUCACCAUCUUAUAAGUAUUGGAUAGCUUAUUUACAAGUUUUGUCUUUUAUUUGACCACAGAUUAAAGAGUAAUAGAUAUAGCGCACAAAACACGACGGUGUCGUAGCCGUUCCAAAUACAAAAUUCAAAAACUAAUACAUUCUCGAGUCAGUACGACACGAAGCGUUGCAUUAGUAAUUUGCAAUAUUCAAAAAAAUGGCGUCAUGUAUGCGUGGCGUUUUUGGUUUCACCGGCUUCACGCUGCUUGUAAAGGCUCAUUCUGGAUUAUUCUUUAUUUUGUGUAUUUGACAUAAACUAAUAAAAUGAAAAAGUUUACGUUUAAACUUAUCCAACACUAUAAGAUGGCGAAACAAGCCCUAAGUAUCCAAUAAAUCAUAUAAAUUAAUUGUGCCAUAGGGCGAUACUUUUUUAUAUAAUUCAUUAAUACAUUUAAUUGAAUUAAUAUUUGCCACAUCAUUUGACUAAUCAAGAAAAUAUAUAUUGAUCAUAUAAUUAAAAUAUACUAAUAAUUGUAUUAUGUAAUAAAAUUGGCCUUCUGUCUUUAAAUUUUUUUGUGUUUUCAAAGAUUUAACUUUAUUUCACUGUAUAUAUUAUGUUACAGAAAAAAAAUCUACUUUGUAUUGGAUAAUAUAAUUCAUUAAUUUAUUAUCCUUACUACAAAUCCUAAAUGGAAUUCAGGUUCAUAAAAUGUUCAAAAUAGCAUGUUGUGAAAACGAUGGCACUAUUUAUGCAUUAUCUGUAUACUGAAAUAUACAUAGAUAUGACGAAUAAUAUAAACAUUUUAGACAUAAUAUUGUCUAAUGACAGUUAAGUCCGACCGCUCAGAGAUUGCGUUUCUGAACGGUCGUGAUCGAAUGGGACAAACACGUUCAAUUACAUUUGCUUCGUUAUUUUGUCUCAUCACUGCAAAGACAAACAGUUGGCAUAACAACGCAGUUCAACAACCUUGUACUCCACAAGGUACUUGUCUUUGCAGUGAUGAGACAAAAUAAUGUUCGAAGUUACAUCGACCACUCUAUAACAAUCUGUCAGAAACGCAAUCUCUGAGCUGCCGAACUUUAUCUGAGUAGACAAAUGAUGCGGCAAUUUAUUAAUUAGGUACCUACCCUACUUAUUGAUGUCCAUGUUAUGUAUUUUACACGUACCUUCUAUCUUUGAUAUAUUUAUUGUUGAUCUCAUUUCCAAAACUGUUGGAGUGAAGGUGUUCUAUCAUUAUACAGGACUUCCAGCUCAAUAUAUUAAACUUUGUGAUGUAUUUUUGUAAAUAAAUGAAUAAAUGAAAUAAU
Molecule: messenger RNA, 7501 nt
Organism: Bicyclus anynana (squinting bush brown)
Lineage: Eukaryota; Metazoa; Arthropoda; Insecta; Lepidoptera; Nymphalidae
Exons: 6
Coding region: 210-1841 (543 amino acids)
Source: RefSeq, a predicted model, not a curated record